AUGUCUCCGUCAGCUUUAGAAGAACAGUUCCCAAGGAACCAGCCGCCUCUGGCAGAGAGGUUGGCUUCAGCUCGCCAGCUGGUCUCUAAGGCUAUCUCCCCCGUCCCUGCCCAUCCCGAACCACUUACUAGCUCCAAUUCUGACCAGAGCGAGCCCGGCAACCUGCUCCAAGAUGUCAAGAAGCUAGGCUUUGAGGACUUCGACACGCUCAUCAACUUUUUCACAUCAGCCGUCGAAGGCCAAAUCAACGAUAACGAGUUGCUAUUGGAGAAUCUUAUCCAGCUUUUCGCCAAACUGCCGCAGAACAGCGUCAAGGGCAAAAGGCUAGCGAACGGCUUGAUUCACCAACUUUGGAACGGUAUCGACCACCCGCCCAUGACCACCCUCGGCGAGAACCACAAGUACCGCUCAGCCGAUGGCUCGGGCAACGCAAUCCACAGCCCCAUGAUGGGAGCUGCAAACACAGCAUACGCCCGCUCGGCACCGGCCAAGAGCUAUCAAACGCCCAACCAGCCUGAGCCCGAAAUGAUUUUCGAUAUGCUGUUUGCGCGCGGCGACGAGUUCAAGCCUCACCCGAACAAGAUCUCCAGCUUCAUGUUCUAUCUUGCCACAAUUAUCACACAUGACAUCUUCCAGACCGAUGGCCUCAGCGGUGUCAACAAGACCUCCUCAUAUCUGGAUCUUGCACCUCUGUACGGCCGUAAUCAAGAAGAGCAAGACGCCAUGAGGACCGGAAACAACGGUCUUCUCAAGCCCGACACCUUCUCUUCCAAGAGGGUGUUGGGCUUCCCACCUGGUGUCGGUGUUUUGCUGAUCAUGUUCAACCGUUUUCACAACUACACUGCUACGAACUUGGCAAUGAUUAAUGAGAACAACCGUUUCACAAAACCGUCAGGUAGCGAGCCGGGUUCGGAUGCAUGGAAGAAGUACGACAACGACUUGUUCCAAACUGCCCGUCUGAUCACGACCGGUCUCUACGUCAGCAUCAUUCUUCGCGACUACGUCCGAACCAUCCUGGGCAUGAACAGAACCGACUCUAGCUGGGCUCUGGAUCCCCGCACAAACGAGGGCAAGAGCAUUCUCAGCCAGCAGACUCCGGAGGGCACCGGCAACCAGGUGUCUGUUGAGUUUAACCUCAUCUACAGGUGGCACAACACCAUCUCUCCCAAGGAUGAGCAGUGGACCAAGGACGUGAUGAAGAAGGUUCUCGGAAAGGACCCCACGGACAUGACUCUGAAGGAGUUCGGCCAUGCCAUGAGGGACUGGGAACAGGAGAUCCCCAAUGACCCCGCCAAGCGUGGCUUCAUGGAUCUGCCGCGCAACGCUGACGGUACGCUCCGUGAGGAAGACCUGGCCAAGAUUUUCAAGGAGUCAGUCGAGGACGUCGCCGGCUCGUACGGCGCAAACAGAAUUCCGGAGGUGAUGCGGCCCAUCGAACUGAUGGGUAUCGUGAGCGCUCGAAACUGGAACUGCGCCACGCUUAACGAGUUACGUGAACACUUCGGUCUCACUAGACACAAGACAUUCGAGGAUAUCAACCCCGAUGAGGAGGUCGUCGCAAAGCUCAGAUACCUUUACGGCACCCCCGAUGCCGUUGAGAUGUACCCUGGCCUGAUGGCCGAGAAGGCCAAGCCUCCCAUGGCUCCAGGUAGCGGUCUCUGUGGUAACUUCACCAUGACCAGAGCCAUUCUGUCCGACGCGGUUGCUUUGGUUCGCGGCGACCGCUUCUUCACCAUUGACUAUACCCCGAAGAACUACACCAACUGGGGAUUCGACCAAGCCAGCUACGAUCUCAACGUGGACCAGAGUCACGUCCUGUACAAGCUUGUUUUCCGUGCUUUCCCCAACUCCUUCCAGCACAACAGCAUCUACGCCCAUUUCCCCUUCGUCAUCCCCUCUGAGAACAAGAAGAUUCUUGAAAGCAUCGACCGAGCCUACCUUUACACCUGGGAUGAGCCCAAGGCCAUGACGCCUACUAUUCCCAUUCUCUCCCACAAGGCUGUCAGCGAUGUACUCUACAACCAGCAGGACUUCAAGGUCGUCACUGGAAAGGCCAUCCGCCACCUGGUCGCACAACCCGGCAACGGCAAGGACUACGGCAAGGACUUCUGCUUGUCGGGAGAUGCCAAGGUAAACGCCAUGAACCGCACCCUCGUGCGCAAGUCUCUCGUCUCAGGCCCGUGGGAGAAGGAGAUCUGGAAGUGGUUCAGCCACCAGACGCCAAAGAUGAUCGAGAUGAGCAGCUUCCCCAUCCCCGGCAACAAGAGGGAAGUCGACAUUGUUCGCGACGUUAUCAACCCGACAAACACCCGCUUCAACGCCGCUCUGUUCUGCCUGCCUAUCAAGAACGAGGAGUCACCUUGGGGUGUCUACACGGACCAGGAGCUGUAUAUGGUCCUCGGCGCCCUCUUCCAGUCGGUCUUCAUGGAUGCCGACAUUGGCAGCAGCCACAAGCUUCGCACCAUCGCUCGCGAGCUUGCCCAGGAUCUGGGUAAAGUCAUGGUGCUUGUUGCGCAGACGAUCAAGAAGGCUGGCUUGAUUACGGACAUUGUCGCCAAGAUCCGCGAGGGAGAGGCUUCAUUGCCCACUUUUGGCAACCAUCUGAUUGAGCGCAUGCUGCAGGACGCGACCGACAUUGAGAGCGUCGUGUGGGGAACCAUUAUGCCCACGAUUGCUGCAAACGUCACGAACCAGUCUCAGGUGACUUCACUUUGCAUCGAUUACUAUCUUACGGAGGCCGGCAAGAAGCACUUGCCGGAGCUGUACCGCCUUGCCCACGAGAACACGGAGGAGGCGGACCAGACGUUGAUGAAGUACAUGCUCGAGGGAUGUCGUCUAUACGGAACCGUCGCCGUCUACAGAGAAGCGGCCUCCGACCAAAUCAUCACCGACUACUCUCCCUGCCUGGUCAACCCAGCCGACCCCUUGGGCCGCAGUCCCGUUACUAACCCCGAUAUCGAGGGUACCAAGCGGGAGGUCAAGAUCCCCAAGGGCCACAAGAUCAUGUGCAACUUCGCCACGGCCAGCCGCGACCCCGCCAUCUUCGAGGACCCCAACGAGGUGCGUCUCGACCGCCCGCUGGACUCCUACGUCCACUUCGGCCUCGGCCCGCACUGGUGUGCGGGCAAGGAGAUGUCUAGGGUCGGGCAGACAAGUCUGUUCAAGCAGAUUGUCGGUCUCAAGAACCUACGCCGCUCUCCAGGUGGCAGGGGUGAGCUCAAGAACUUCCCCGCCGGUGCCUGGAACGGACAAGUUGGCCUGCCUGUUGAGGGACAGAAUGGAAACGCAUACCACCAGCAGCCCUGGAUUGGUCUGAGGGCGCUCAUGACUGCUGAUCAGAGCUCGUUGUGGCCUGUCCCGACGACAAUGCGUGUGCAAUGGGACGCCUAA
Messenger RNA from Colletotrichum karsti, 3390 nucleotides. Its product is annotated as fatty acid oxygenase. NCBI's taxonomy places the organism in Eukaryota, Fungi, Ascomycota, Sordariomycetes, Glomerellales, Glomerellaceae. Gene Ontology annotation, molecular function: monooxygenase activity; oxidoreductase activity, acting on paired donors, with incorporation or reduction of molecular oxygen; peroxidase activity. The record is from RefSeq and is a predicted model, not a curated record. Gene Ontology annotation, biological process: response to oxidative stress. The transcript has 5 exons. Bases 1 to 3390 code for a protein of 1129 amino acids.